Molecule: messenger RNA, 730 nt
Organism: Morone saxatilis (striped sea-bass)
Lineage: Eukaryota; Metazoa; Chordata; Actinopteri; Moronidae
Product: G-protein coupled receptor 84-like
Exons: 1
Biological process (GO): neuropeptide signaling pathway
Cellular component (GO): membrane
Molecular function (GO): urotensin II receptor activity
Source: RefSeq, a predicted model, not a curated record
GCCAGCUUCGGCCCACUAUGGCCUCUUUAUGUAUUCGUGCCAAAUGUGUGCAUGUGCAGCAUCCACCGGACCAGGGGCCGUCCCUACACCACCAUCCUGCUCUUGUUCUCCUUCUUAAUUAGCCUGUGCUGCAUUGGUGUAUUCUACCUCCUCAUUUACAGACGUGUCCUGAUUGCCUCACAAGCUCUGCUCCACUACAGGUUCAGCCGUCGGUCCUCCAGAAAGAAACCAGCCUCCUCAGCACAAGGGACCGAUGACAGUGACCAAAAUACAGAUGAAAUAUCUUGUGAAAACCCCUCCAAAUCUAACCAGAGCUCUGAUAAAGCCUCACAUUCAUCAGCAACCAAGUCUCCCCCUGAUAUCGUCCCUACAUCACCUUCACCGAGACCUGCUCCCACAAAUGAAGCGCCCUCGUUGCCCUCCACAGCCUCAGGAGAUAAGGAAAUGAAGCGCGUGACACACAUGUGUUUAACUGUUUUCCUGUGUGUUGUGAUCUGCUUUGUCCCCUUCCUGUUGCUCAACUUAGCUGACAAACAUAACCGCGCUCCACAGCUACUGCACAUGUUCUGUGCGAACCUCACCUGGCUCAACAGCUGUAUCAACCCUGUGCUCUAUGCUGUUAUGAACCGGCAGUUUCGACAGGCCUACCAUGUGCUGCUCACCAGGGCUGCCACUCCAUUCAGCUACCUCUGGGCCUGGUGGUCAACUCUGAGAUCCUGACCUGGGGGGA